Rattus rattus (black rat) is the source of this 486-nucleotide messenger RNA. RefSeq names its product bcl-2-like protein 2. Gene Ontology annotation, molecular function: protein homodimerization activity; protein heterodimerization activity. The record is from RefSeq and is a predicted model, not a curated record. Gene Ontology annotation, cellular component: mitochondrial outer membrane. Bases 1 to 486 code for a protein of 161 amino acids. The transcript has a single exon. NCBI's taxonomy places the organism in Eukaryota, Metazoa, Chordata, Mammalia, Rodentia, Muridae. Gene Ontology annotation, biological process: intrinsic apoptotic signaling pathway in response to DNA damage; negative regulation of intrinsic apoptotic signaling pathway; extrinsic apoptotic signaling pathway in absence of ligand.
AUGGCAAUCCCAGCCUCAACCCCAGACACAUGGGCUCUAGUGGCUGAUUUUGUAGGCUAUAAGCUGAAGCAGAAGGGUUAUGUCUGUGGAGCUGGCCCUGGGGAAGGCCCAGCAGCUGAUCUGCUACACCAAGCCAUGCAUGCUGCUGGAGACGAGUUUGAGACCCGCUUCCGGUACACCUUCUCUGACCUAGCCACUCAGCAACAUGUGACCCCAGGCUUAGCCCAGAGACGCUUCACCCAGGUUUCCGAUGAACUUUUCCAAGGGGGCCCCAACUGGGGACAUCUUGUGGCAUUCUUUGUCUUUGGGGCUGCCCUGUGUGCUGAGAGUGUCAACAAAGAAAUGGAGCCAUUGGUGGGACAAGUGCAGGACUGGAUGGUGGCCUACCUGGAGACAUGCCUGACUGACUGGAUCCACAGCAGUGGGGGCUGGGUGGAGUUCAGAGCUCAAUACGAGGACGGGGCCCUGGAGGAGGCACGGAACUGA